GUCCAUGGGCGCAGCCCCCAGGCCCCGCCCGUGCUGAGCCGUCCCGGGGGGCAGCAUGGCCUCGAAGAAGGUGCCCUUUCGCUCCGAGGUCCUGGCCUGGGACCCUGACAGCCUGGCGGACUAUUUCAGGAAGCUCAACUACAAGGACUGCGAGAAGACGGUGAAGAAGUUCCACAUCGACGGGGCUCGGUUUCUGAACCUGACAGAGAAUGACAUCCAGAAGUUCCCUAAGCUCCGGGUGCCGAUUCUCAUUAGGCUAAGUCAAGACAUCAACAAGAACGAGGAGAGGAGAAGCAUCUUCCCUCGAAAACCUCAAGUGCAGCGGUUUCCGGAAGAAAUAGAGAGCCACGAGGAGGACAACGGGGGCUGGUCAUCCUUUGAAGAUGACUAUGAAAGCCCCACGGAGGACCAGGGCGGAGAGGACGAUGGUGACUACGAGAGCCCGACGGAGGAGGAGGUGCCCCCGGUAGAGGAUGACGCCGACUACGAGCCCCCGCCGUCCAACGACGAGGAAGCGCUCCAGAACUCCAUCCUGCCUGCCAAGCCCUUCCCCGACUCCAUGUACAUAGACCGCCCCCACACCGGGAAAGGUGCCCAGCAGCCCCCCGUGCCCCCACAGAGGACCAUGGCGGCUGUGCCUGUCCCGCCCAGUGCCCGGAACCAUGGGCCCCUGCCGCCGGCCCAGCCCAGCCAGCAGGAGCCCGGCAGGAACAGAAACCAUAGAACUCCGAAGCUCCCGCCUCCUUCCAUCGACAGAAGCACGAAGCCCAUGCUGGACUGGUCCCUGGCUCCAGCCGACCGAGAGCCCUUCCUGCCGGGGAUGAAGCCGGCCUUUCCCAGCAAGCCCCCCACCCAGGAAGGCAGGUCACACGGGGAGUUUUUACCCAAGAUACAGAAGCCUCCUCUGCCAGCAGCCAUAGACAGGCACGAAGGCGGUCGCCCUCCGCUGGCCACCAGGCCGCCUGUGCCCAGGCACGUAUGGGGACCCGGCAGAAGAGAGAAUGACGAAGAUGAUGCUCUGCAGAGACCUCUGCCCCAGCCGGCCCCGGCCCCCAAGACGGCCAACCCUUUUCCUUCGAGGUAUACUAAGGCAGGCUCCAACCUCUCCCUCCCCGCAGCGCACACGCCUGCAGCGCUCUCGGAAAGUCACUUCCAGCACAGCAACUCCUUGCCGCCGUAUUUCUCUCAAGGCCCGGGCGGAAGGCCCCCUCCGCGAGCGGAAAGCAGGCCCGUUCCCAGCAAACCCCGGCCACCAGCCCCUGGGGAAGAGGAUUCAUUGAACCAAGAGUGGUACGUUUCUUAUAUUACCCGACCGGAAGCAGAAGCUGCUCUUAGAAAGAUAAACCAGGAUGGCACUUUUCUGGUGAGAGACAGCUCUAACAAAACAAUAAGCAACCCCUAUGUCCUCAUGGUACUGUACAAAGGCAAAGUUUACAACAUCAAGAUUCGUUACCAGGAGGAAAAUCAAGUUUACUUGCUGGGAACUGGUCUUCGAGGGAAAGAGGACUUUUUGUCUGUGUCGGCUAUUAUCGACUACUUCAGGAAAAUGCCACUUCUGCUCAUUGAUGGGCAAAACCGAGACUCCAGAAACCAGUGCACACUGACGUAUUCUGCAGGUUAUCCCUAGUGAGCCAGCGGCGCAAAGAACCCUUCCCGCCUCUGUUGUCAAUAUGGGACGAUCAACCCUGGUGAACAAACAAACACUCCGAACUGCACUGAAUCCUUCAACAUAAACAUAAUGGUUUAUGGCUUCAAAAAAUGGUUUGAAAUGAAGACUCUCAAGUAUCCCAUAACUUAUUCUUUUUCAAUAUGAAGUCCAUGAGUAAUUCAUGUUCAUGCUUAAGUCGAGUAGGCGUGAAUGUCAUUACUAUAACAUACUAUAGUAAGUGUUUUUUUUUUAAAUUUUUACUGUCCAUUUUUGAACAACCAUUUCAAAUAGUAGUUUAUAUGGUUAAGUAACUUGGGUUACUUUUAUGGUUACUUACAUGGUUACUUAUAUGGUUAAGAGAUGCUGAAACAGAAACCAUUUAUGCUAUUAUAUAAAAUGAUUUUUAUUAGAGUAAAACCUUGCCAAACACAACUGUCAGUGUUAUAUCUGUAAGAAAGUUACUAAAUUUUCUCAGCAACAAUAACAAAAUUAAGAGGCUUCAAAAAUAUUUUAGCCUUUCUUAUUUGGUGCUUUUUGCUGAGGAUAUGUUUUAUAUAAUUUUUUUAUGAAAAGAUAAAUCAGUUUUGGACUAAC
Messenger RNA from Sorex fumeus (smoky shrew), 2242 nucleotides. It is a transcript of the gene LCP2, whose product is annotated as lymphocyte cytosolic protein 2. Gene Ontology annotation, molecular function: protein binding. The record is from RefSeq and is a predicted model, not a curated record. Bases 56 to 1627 code for a protein of 523 amino acids. NCBI's taxonomy places the organism in Eukaryota, Metazoa, Chordata, Mammalia, Eulipotyphla, Soricidae. Gene Ontology annotation, biological process: cell surface receptor protein tyrosine kinase signaling pathway; intracellular signal transduction. The transcript has 21 exons.